AUAUUUUUCUUAUAAUUUGCUUUGAUUAUGUCCCUCCCAUCAUUUCUUAGAUAAUCUAAUAAUAUUUGUAGGUAACAAUUUUCAUGUCGAAGGUUGCAACCCUGUUUCAGGUACUAUUAAAUAUUAAUCAAUUGGGGUUCAAUAAGUUUUUCGCAGUAUAUAAAAGGAACAAAAGCUUUCUUUAAGUAAUAAUGUCAGAUUCAGAGGGUGAGAUUUCUGCAGUUCAAGACUUUAAAGAUAUUGCUGAUGAAAUUCUGCGAUGUAAGAAAAAUCCUGAAACUGCUAAUAUGUUUGUGUCUGGUUGGGAUGAUGCAGAUCAAGAUGUGGAAGUAGUGAAAGAUCCAAAAGCGGAUCCUAAUACACACGUCCUUUGGGCUGCUGAACAUGGGGAAUUGGAGACUGUCAAAGAACUUGUAGCAAAACAACAUGGUUUAAUCCAUGUCAAAGAUGAUGAUGGUUACACUCCAUUACACAGGGCUGCAUAUAGCAAUCAUAUUAAUGUAAUAUCAUUUUUAAUAAGUGUUGGUGCAAAUAUACAUGCAAAAACAGAACUUGGUUGGACACCUUUACAUUCUGCUUGUAACUGGAAUAAUUAUGUGUCUGCUGCAAGAUUGUUAGCUGCAGGAGCAGAUCCUGCUGCCUUAUCAGAUGGAGAACAAACACCCUUGCAUCUGGCUUCAGCGAUAAGUCACUGUAAAUCAACAUUACUUAUAUUGCUUCUACGAGAAGAUGCUGUUGAGAUAUACAGGCGACCCAACAGUUCUCAAGAAACUCCAGAACAGUUAGCCAUUUCUCAUGGCAUCUAUUCUCCAUUAUUUGAAAUGGCACUGCCCUCAGCUUCAUAUAUUAGAUCUAUAGCUUUCACUAGCAAUCCUUAUGUCAGAUCAGAUAACAAUAAUUCAUUACGACUGUAGGACCUACAAAUAUUACUCAUUGAAGGUGUUUAUUUUUAUCAAAAGAUUUUUUUUUUUAUUGAAUAGACAUUUUGAAAUAAAUACUAAAUCAUUACCAGCAAUACACAAGAAAUUAAUAAAUUAUAAAGUUAAAAUGUUUUCUGAAUAAAUUAUAUACGCAUUUAACUUAUUAAAGUCAUAAAAAGUUACCAUUUCUAGAGACUUUUGUCAUAGUUGUAGUAUAUUUCAUUUCUAAAAAUUUCAGAAGGAAAAGUCUUUAACAUCGUUGAUAGUAGUUUUUUGUAUAAUAUAAUUAUUUUAAAUGUCAUUUAAAAAACAAUCCUAAAAAUUUAAAAUCAGAGAUAAUACCAUGAUUUCCUCUAGUUGCCAUUAUUUAUAUGAUAUUGGUUGCCAUUAUUUAUAUGGCGGGUUAUUGGGUGAGCUAGAUACCUCACUGCUGCACAAGUGUUUUUGAAAAUUUCUUUUUAAUAAGUAAACUUGUAUGACAAAAUAUAGAUUUUUUUGCUCUAAUGGCACAAAACCAUAUCAGUUAGUUCAGUGAUGUGAACUUCUCGCAGUCCAAGGUUGUAAAUUUUUUUCUAUUAUUGUUAAGAAAAAAAUCUGUACCAUAUAAUGGUUCUGUACUAUAAUUGUAAUAUAUGUUUUGAUGAAAUUUUUAAUUAUGUUCUAGAAAAUUAUGUUUCAAACUCAGGUAAGGUAUGACAUGAUGUUUUUUUUUAUAGAGACAAGAGAAUUAUGUAAAAUAUCUCUUAUUUAAAGAUAAAUUUUGAAUAAAUAACAAUAUAGACAAUUUAUAAA
Messenger RNA from Danaus plexippus (monarch butterfly), 1712 nucleotides. It is a transcript of the gene Ankrd49, whose product is annotated as ankyrin repeat domain-containing protein 49. NCBI's taxonomy places the organism in Eukaryota, Metazoa, Arthropoda, Insecta, Lepidoptera, Nymphalidae. Gene Ontology annotation, molecular function: protein binding. The transcript has 4 exons. Bases 192 to 914 code for a protein of 240 amino acids. The record is from RefSeq and is a predicted model, not a curated record.